Pollicipes pollicipes is the source of this 1310-nucleotide messenger RNA. It is a transcript of the gene Nf-YC, whose product is annotated as nuclear factor Y-box C. The transcript is spliced from 8 exons. The coding region runs from base 252 to 1208 and encodes 318 amino acids. The record is from RefSeq and is a predicted model, not a curated record. Lineage: Eukaryota; Metazoa; Arthropoda; Thecostraca; Pollicipedomorpha; Pollicipedidae. Gene Ontology annotation, cellular component: CCAAT-binding factor complex; nucleus. Gene Ontology annotation, molecular function: RNA polymerase II cis-regulatory region sequence-specific DNA binding; protein heterodimerization activity; DNA-binding transcription activator activity, RNA polymerase II-specific. Gene Ontology annotation, biological process: regulation of transcription by RNA polymerase II.
GUGAAUGCCUCGACAUGUCCGUGGCAGGCCGCAGAUGACCUGUUAGCGUUUCUUAUAAUAUAUGGGUUUCCUGCUUAUAUAAAGAUUAUUUUCCGCACGCCAAUUUUGUAAAUUCAUCCGAACAUUGGUUGCAUAGCGUUUGGUCAGCCAAGUUAAGGUCUGGCGGGUUGUGUAGGGACCAGCGUUACACGGGGUACCAAGCUGUCAAUCGGAUUUCUCGGUGCCUGGCUGGUGUGCGCUGGAAUCCAGCGAUGGCUGAUGAGCUGACUGCUGCCGAGGCUACGGUGGUGACAGAGUCCCAGGUGGCACUGGAUGAGUUCUGGGGCAAGAUGACUGACCAGAUACGCAACAUGUCUGUGAACGACUUCAAGCAGCAGGAGCUGCCUCUGGCGCGCAUCAAGAAGAUCAUGAAGCUGGAUGAGGACGUGAAGAUGAUCUCGGCAGAGGCGCCGCUGCUGUUCUCGAAGGCGGCCGAGAUGUUCAUUCAUGAGCUGUCAUUGCGUGCAUGGAUCCACACCGAGGACAACAAGCGGAGGACACUGCAGCGCAACGACAUCGCCAUGGCCAUCUCAAAGUUUGACCAGUUCGACUUUCUGAUCGACAUCGUGCCUCGCGACGAGAUCAAGCAGCCGCAACGGCCGGCAGAGAACAAGAGCACCGGCGUGAUGCCCGAUCAGGUGCAGUACUACUUCCAGCUGGCGCAGCAGCACCAGGCGGCUUUGCAGCAGCAGCAGCAGCCGCAGCCUCAGCCGCAGCCGCAGCCGCAGCCGCAGCCGAGCGCCGUCAGCCAGCAGCCGCAGUCGAUUCAGAUCAUCAGCGGUGGCCAGGUGCAGACCAUCCAGGUGGUACCCAACGCCAACAGCGCGGCCGACACACAAGCGGCCAGCACCCAGGCGGCAGGCGUCCAGACGGUGCAGCUGCACGUGAACGCACAGGGGCAGCUGGUGCAGCAGCAGCCACAGCCGCAGCAGCAGCAGCAGCAACAACAGCAACAGCAGCAAAAUAUCCAGGUCAUACAGCAGGUGGUGGGCGCCGAUGGCCAAGUGCAGCAGAUCCCGGUUCAGCUGAACGCUAACCAGAUCCAGAUGGUGCGGGUGGCGGGGCAGAACAACUCGGGCCAGCAGACGAUCGUCCUUCAGCAGCCCGGGCAGGGCCAGCAGGUGCUGCAGGGUCAGCAGGUGUACAUAACCCAGGCGGAGAGCACGUAGCGGCGCCGGCCGCCACCGCCGCUGCCGUUCAUAACCCGUCCGCCGCCGGUCUCCGGCCGGCGGCGGACCUCCUGCCGCGCCCGGGCGUCCGGAGACCGUUUG